UCAUGAUUUUUUUUUGAGAAAUGGAUAAUAAAAUAUUGGAACCGUAGCCCUUUCUCCCAUGUAAUGUUCGUCGAUGUUCCUCCUUGAUCCCGUUUGAACUCUUUCGCCGGAGUUAAUCGAGGCGGUCCGGCCACGCUGCCGCUCACCGACUAUGGCGGACGAUUCAACUGACCCCUUCGCCUCCCCAGAAGAUCGCCUAAAGGCCUUAAUUUCUUGUCCUUCCGCGAGUACCAAAUCCGGGUUUGAAAACGAAUCUGCAGAAGGUGAAUUUCAAGAAAAUCAGCCGCUGAUAGACGAUAAUCCUUCUUCUAUCUGUGUAAUUUGUUUUUCGGAUGAUGGAAAAGCGGAGAGAGGUAAGCUUGACUCCUGUGACCACUAUUUUUGCUUCGUCUGCAUUAUGGAGUGGGCGAGGAUUGAAUCUAGAUGCCCUGCUUGCAAGGGCAGAUUCACUGUUGUUCAUAGAAUUGCGAAGGAUAGCUGUCGUCUACGUGAACGAAUUGUUAAUAUUCCAAUGCGGAAUCAGGAUCACUCUGUUAUUGAAAAUACUACGAAUAGGGAUCCAUAUGCAGAAACAUGUUGCACUGUGUGCAAGGGUAUGGAAGAUGAAGGUCUCAUGUUACUCUGCGAUCUCUGUGAUUCAGCUGCUCAUACUUAUUGUGUCGGCCUCGGUGCUAAUGUGCCUGAAGGCGAUUGGUUUUGCCAUGAUUGUACUAUCUCCAGGGCUCAACAUGCCGAUACUGAAUUGAACACUGGUUACAAUGAUCAGAAUCAAACAGAAUCUGUUAGAGCCCACAUCUCCAUUUCCGAUAUAGUAAAAGAAUCUAGUGCUCAAACAGUUGGCAUACCUCGCAGAAUAGCCCUUUUACAUUCAAGUCACGAGCCACCUUCUAUUGUCCCCAGUUGGAGAAGCAGAAGCAGCGUGGCCCAUAAAUCAUUGCCUAGUCGUGGUGGUAGAGCUGCUGGAACAAGUGCAAGAACAUUACAUCGCUGUCGUAACAUCCAUAGCCAUAUAAGAGCAUUACGUGAAAAUUGGGGUGGCUUACGAAGGGGGUCACUGAGCUUUCCCGCUAGCAGCUCAUCAACAUAUUGUGGCAACAGUUCCAAACGAGAUAUUGGUGCUGCAAACAACCAAACAGGUGAACCCCAUUUUUCUACAGCCAUUAACAUGCAGGCGACAUCUGGACUCGAGUGUAACGGAAGCUCUUAUGAUGUUGAGAAGGCAUGGAGGAUGAUGGAAAUUGCAAAGGCAAAGGCCAUACGUGAGGGAGAUCAAGCCUUGAAACAUCCUGCUAGCAGACAAAUGAACACAAAAAUAAAAGAUAUUCAUACAGCGAAAGGCCAACAGUUCAAUAUCCAGAAGCUGAAGGAACCAGCAAAGCAUAAGAAGGAAAUGGGAAAGCAAAGAUUGCCCGAGUUGGAUAAGAAACUGUGUUGUCCUGUAGCAAGUAAGAAGAGUAAAGCUUCUGAUGAGUUUUUUCCUACCAGCUCAUCUAGUUAUGGAGAAUCCUCCCUGGGUAAUAUGGUCCAAACUUCUCGAGUUGAUUUCAACUAUGAAAAUAGAAGAAAGCUAUCAAACAAAAUCGUGGAUGAACUUUCUUCAUCCUCCACAAUGACACAAGCCUCAGAGAAAGGCCAUGCCUCUUGUGAGGCUGGCAACGAUCACGAUCCCAAAAGUGAGAUACGAACACUGGUCAAGAUCAACCUAAAACUCCUAAGCCGAGACAAAAAUUUGGGAUAUGAAAGAUACAAGGAAGUAGCAAGGCUUGCAACUCACACCAUCAUGGCAGCAUGUGGUUUAGAACCCCCUCCAAAACCCAGCAAGCGAUUCCUAUCGUGCUUGGUUUGCAAGCACACAGAAGAAGAAGUCGGGCAGCUUCACAGGUCCACUCUGAUGCCAGAAUCUUGCAGGGAAUGCUUCCUGGUGUAUGUGAAGGAUGUUGUUAAUGCCCUGAUGUUAGAAAAACUGGAGGUGGGUUCCUGAUCGUAGGCUGUAAAGAAACCAAAUUGUGUGUAUCAGUAAGCAGAAGAGUUUUGGGAGUAAUAAAUAAAUGGGUUAAGGUAGACAAUA
Cucurbita moschata (crookneck pumpkin) is the source of this 2068-nucleotide messenger RNA. Its product is annotated as E3 ubiquitin-protein ligase UHRF1-like. The record is from RefSeq and is a predicted model, not a curated record. NCBI's taxonomy places the organism in Eukaryota, Viridiplantae, Streptophyta, Magnoliopsida, Cucurbitales, Cucurbitaceae. The transcript has 3 exons. Bases 152 to 1981 code for a protein of 609 amino acids.